AUGAUCGCCUUCCUGGGGUUCGCCGUGCAGGCGCAGACGACCGGCACCACCCCCCUGGCCAACCUGGCCGCGCACCUCGCGAACCCGUACACCACCACCGUGCUCACCAACGAGCACGCUCGCCUCCUCGACAUCCCUAACCUCAGCGGCAAGACCGCACUCAUCACCGGCGCCAACAGCGGCAUUGGGUUCGAGAUCACCCGCCAGGCGAGCCGCGGUGACGCGCGCCUGCGCGGGAGCCUCGUUGAGUCGCUGGCAGAGGACAUUCUCAGCAGGAAGCUUCCCGUCAACAUCCUGGUGCUCAACGCAGGCCGCUACCUUGAUGCCCCGUUUGCCACCACCAAGGACGGUUUCGAGCAGACGCUGGCCACCAACUACUUUGGUCACUGCGAGCUCGCACUGCUGCUUCUGGACCACAUCGCCGCCAGCGGCCCUGGUGGCCGCAUCGUCACCCUGGCGUCACCCGCAGAGCAGUUCGGGCGGGUGGACCUGAGUGACAUCAAGGGAUCCAAGCUGGGCACUAGCGGCAUGCCCGCCUACGGCCGUUCCAAGGCCAUGCAGAUCAUGUGGAGCCACGAGCUGCAGCGCCGCCUGAGGCUGGCUGGGAAGGACAUCGACUGCUUCGCAGUGCACCCAGGCAUUGUGGCCACUGGGCUGCCCAACAAGGUCGACCUGUCCUACCCCGCCGGCCUGCUGACCUACGUCCAAAUGAUCCUAACGGGUCAGAGCCCCCUGCAGGGUGCCCAGAGCGCGCUGUACGCGGCGACUGCGCCGCAGCUGCACGGCAAGGGCGGCAUCUACAUCGGGGCCCCAGCGAGCGCUGGGCCCUAA
Molecule: messenger RNA, 831 nt
Organism: Monoraphidium neglectum
Lineage: Eukaryota; Viridiplantae; Chlorophyta; Chlorophyceae; Sphaeropleales; Selenastraceae
Product: dehydrogenase/reductase (SDR family) X chromosome-like protein
Exons: 10
Coding region: 1-831 (276 amino acids)
Source: RefSeq, a predicted model, not a curated record